Schistosoma mattheei is the source of this 3254-nucleotide messenger RNA. Lineage: Eukaryota; Metazoa; Platyhelminthes; Trematoda; Strigeidida; Schistosomatidae. The record is from the annotation of a GenBank genome assembly.
GACAUGAAUGUAGAUUGUUUUAAUCAGUACUAUAGUUGGCGCGCUUCACGAGAGUUGCGUUGCGAAUGUGCGACUGACGGUCAAGAAUAGGUCCAUUGAAGGCUUUAAGGAUGGUGCAGGAUGAAGUAACCUGUUCCAUAUCUCAAGGGGGCUGAAAGAGGGAGGAAGUAAAAGAAAACACGAGAGGCAGAGUAGCCAAUAUUCAUGUAGGAAUGUUUAAGGUAUUUGUUAAGAAAGAGCAUUUUAAUAGGUUAAAGAAAAUAAGCUUUAGCAAGGUUCUCAGUUCCAUAGUAGUACUUAGUCUAUUUUGUUUUGGCCUGAAAGCGGUUACUGUCGACACUAAUUUUGACAAGCUGUGGAUUGAAGAAAGUGAUCGUCUUACUGCUGAGUGGAAGUAUUUAACUAAAGCAUUACAAAAUGUUCAUACUGAAACAUUAUAUGGUGAUUUGUAUUAUUUUUCAAAAGAUACUAAAUUGUCUAGAAUGACAUAUCAUUCUCAGAGAGAUGAAAUAGACGAAAAAGAGACUGAUAUAUUUUCUUUACCAUCAACUAUGUCCAAAUCUAAAACUGAAACAGAUUCAUCCCUGAAUAGUCGUGAAUAUAUGGGUAGUAUGGAGACAAUAUUACAAACUACUAUACCAUAUACUAGCAGUCAAACAUUUUCUGAGCAUAUUAAAUCAUCAAAUUAUAUCCAUUCAGAUAAUAUUAAUGAUAACAGCAAUGUUGACAAUGAUAAUUAUGUUGAUAUUCUAACUCCUCAAGCUUUAUUAGAUCAUAUGGAGUUUUUGAUCAAAGUAAGACGACUUACAAUAACAGUUGGUUCAUCAAAAUGGUCUUUUAAAGAUUUAUGUCAACGUGUUAGCCUACCGUUCGGUGUGGAAAUGCAUCAUUUACAAGCUUAUCUGGAUAUGAUUAUACCGUGCAUUAUUAUCACACCAUUGGAUUGUUUUUGGGAAGGUGCAAAAGUUCUUGGUCCUGAGGAAGCAAUGUGGGUCCCUUGGUUUGAUGAACGCACUCUACUUCAAUGGACAAAUAUUGAUCCUGUUGGAUUACUUCAAGACCUUUCUAAACGCUAUGGAAAUUAUUCACAAACUGAAAUUAAAAAUCUAAUUAAUCUAUUUUAUGAUUCUGGUAUUAAUCAUGGCUAUUUGAAUCGUUCUUGUUUAGAUCCAUUAGAUCCAGCUUGUCCAGUAUCAGCCCCUAAUUAUAGAGGAAAGGCUCCAUAUAUCUCCAAGAUACUUAGUGGUGGUUGUCCAGGAUUCGCUUCCAAAAUGCUUCAUUGGCCAGAGGAAAUAAUAGUUGGUGGUCGAAUUCAUACUAAUAAUAGUUUUGAUAUACCUUUACAUACAAAUCACCAAAAAGUUUCAUUUGAUUUAAAUCAAAAUAAAACUAGAUCUUCAAAAUCUUCUGAUCACUUUCUUUUAUCUUCGUCAGUUAAAUUCAAUAAAACCAGUCAGGGUUCAAAAAAUCUUUCUUAUCUAAUAAAAGCUAAUUCACUUCAAUCACUUAUCUUGUUGAGAUCUCCAAGAGAUUUAUAUGAGGCAGUUAGACGAAAUGAUCCUUACAAACAUGAAGAUUGGACAUUGGAUGAUGCUAGACAUGUUUUACGUGAAUGGAGACGGAAUCUAAGACGUUUGAUAAUAGAACACAACACUGGUUUACAACCUAAUGUUGGAUGGCGAUUUUUCGCAUUUACUAGCGCUUCAUUACAUGACCUCUUACAAGAGAUUACACUCCGUCUAGGACCUCUCACAUUGAUUGGCUGUCUUUUGUUAGUGGUUCUUUAUGGCGUUGUCUGUCUUCUUGGUUGGCGAGAUCCUGUUCGUUCACAGUGUUGGUUGGCAUUAUGCGGACUGAUGCUUAUAGCGUUGUCUUCAGUGGCUGGAUUGGGAAUAUGUGCAGCUGUUGGUAUUCCUUUCAAUGUAUUAACCAUUCAGGUAUUACCUUUUCUUCUCCUUGGUCUGGGUGUAGACAGUAUAUUUGUUUUGACCACUUGUCAUGAAUGCUGUAUCGCUCGACGUGUUGUUUUGUUGACAAAUUCAUCGCCUCCUUCGGAUUUGAGCACUUCGUCGUCAGCAUUCUCCUUAUCUUCAUGCUCGUCGAAAUCAUCCAAUCCUGUCCACGUAUUAUCUGUACAUGGUCCCAGUCUACUUUUUGGUACAAUAUCUUUAGCUGGUGCUUUCUUUUCUGCUGCAUUUAUCCCCGUCCCGUUAAUUCGCCAAUUCUGUUUACAGGCUGGUAUUCUUAUUGUUGUACAAUCGAUCAAUGUAUUUAUGCUCUUCCCUGUUCUAUUACAACUUGAUGCCACUCGUCGUAAUCAAAAGCGUUUAGAUGUGUUGUGUUGUUUACGUCAACCGCAACUAGAAACAACGAUGAUGUCAAAUCCCCCCAAAUUAACCACUUUUUGUCAAUGUGAAUCAUGUCAUUUACGACCAUUUAAUUACUAUUCUGGUAGUAAAAAUUUAAUUCCUAGUCGUUGUCAUCGUCAUCAUCAUCACCACCACCAUCACCAUCAUCAUCAUAAUCAUAAUCAUCACUAUCAUUGUCGACAUUGUCGUUAUAUAAACUCAAAAAAAUUAACAGGGGGUAGUCGUGAUAUUUCUAUUAAUUUACCAGAGACAUGUAUCAGUUCUAGUUUUUCACAUCCAACUAUACAAGUCAAUGUAGUUAAUCAUCUUCCUAGAUCAAAACGUUCAUCGUCUUCUUCCAAUUUUAAUAAUGAAGUUACUAAAGCAGUUGUCAAGACAACAGCUAAUUCUAAUGCUAAUACUGUUCAUACUACAGUUACUCUAACUGGGAAUCAAGAUAAAGAAACAAAUACUACUAAUAAUAUUUCAGAGUCUAGUGGAACUGAAAAUGUAUCAGUUUUGGAGUGUGGAAAAAACUGCCCUACUUGUCAGGAAGUUACUUCAAUACCAGAGCAAGGAAGUCUACAGAAAUGCAGUAUACAACUGUGUAUAUGCUUAUUAGGUCUUGGAUUAUUUUGUGCAGCUGUGCUUUGUGCAACUUUUAAACUACGCUUAGGUUUGGAUUGGUCCAGUUUAACACCUUCAGAUACCAUUGAAUAUGGAUUUAUAAAAACGGCGGGUCAAGCCUUUGGUUUGAGUAAUUUUCAUAUUAUUGCUCGUGGUUCUGAUCUGCCUGGUUCUCGGCCGGUAUCCAGUCAGUCACUAGCACAAUAUACAACUUCAACAGCUUCCGGUGGAACUUCUGCCCGAUCCCGCGUAAGCUUGGCUACUGUCGGACGAGGAUAG